AUGGCCGGACAAACUCAGGCUGUUCCGCCAUCGGAUGGCGAUCUAGACGAGCCCGUCAACUUUCUCACGGAGUUCGAGGGACACCACAUCGAGAACAAUGACAUCGAGGAGAACGACGAGGACAAGGAGGAGAUCGAUGAACUUGAACAGUGCAUCAUGCAUCUUCAGGACGACGCCGACGGCGACACGGUCCUUAGUGAAGGUGAGGCCGCCGAGAUCCUCUCCACCUACGUGCAGCAGAAGAAGACCUACACCCAAUCGAUCAAAAAUAAAAAGGCCAGAGAACUGGCCCGUGGCUACGGAAAGAGACCACCUCCGGGAGGACAUGAUCGAGGAUCCUUCCGGGACAAACCACUUCGACCGGGCUCGUACUACUCGGUCACCAUCGCCGAACUUCAGAAAAGAACUCGCUGCCGCAACUGCGGCCAGAUCGGACACUGGAAGCGGGACUGUAAGAAUCCGCCCCAGAAGAACCCGGACUUGAAGACCAACGAGAGCCACUAUUUGGAGAACACCGAUGAGGCCUUCUUCAUUGGACAUCUUGCCGAGGACACGCUGGACUUCGAACAGGACCUGACGAUCCUGGAGUCCGACGUCAUGAACCUGGCUACGAGGUCUUCUACCAGUACUGAGCGGCAUGGAGUGGCGACUCACCUGAGCCCGGCCGGUAGGACCUGGCAGCCAAAGGUUGGCUAUGCCACGGAUGCUGAACGCCCUCUGGAAAGCUGGCGUCACCGGCAACAGCCCGGCGACGAACCUGUGAGCUACACCCAGAUCUUGGAGGCCAUGAUCCAAACCAAAUGUCAGCACAAGGAGACACAUCGAAAGGGAUCGAACGCCUAUCUCACCAAGGUCACAUGCCGCACCUGCAACAAGGUCAUCAAGUCCGAGAAGAUCGGGAAAAAGGAAGAGGGGAACAAGUCCAAAGCCAGCACGACAUCCUCGAGCUCGGCGCCACCAUCCCGCCAGGGGAUUCCCUAUCCGGCGACUCCCCAGACCACCUCGGACGGCACAGAUCUGGAGCACCUGACCGACUACCAGGAAUUUCAGGAAUACUUUCGUUGGAAAAAACCAACGACCCCGAAGCUGGAACGGAGGCUUCGAGCUGCCAUCAAGAAGGCAACGGCUUUUUGGCGAGAGCUUCAAUUGCUGCUGGCUGAUACGCCUUUGCAGCACUGGGCUCAGGCCUUAAAUGACGAAAUUUGCCAGGAGUUCACUAUGAAUCCAGCCGGCACCAAAAAAUCUCGUGAGAUUGCUGAAGUCGUAUACCCGGAGAAACUCCGAUCGGCCAUCUUGAAGGCCUACAGCCAGUCCAUCAGCGUGGACCAUGUGGAAGUGGUCAGCUCCGAGAGCAUGCUGGCCGAGAACCACCGGCUGAACUACCUCAUGGACACCGAGUUUCGGGCCUUAAAGGACCUACAACGGGGAGUACCUGCUGGUCACACCGAAUGCCGGGACCCCGAUUCUCGAACUCUUGACGACCCAGAUUCUCGCCUACCUGACCUACAGGACUAUGUCACGGCCGAGAUCUUUGCGAAUGAGGAGAACCGAGAACCACACGACCCGGAGAACCAAGAGGACGAUGGGGAACUACAACCAGAAGAUGAACAUGAAGAAGGCGAGACACCGGAGAACUCAGAACAACGAUUACCACUACACUCCCGUUUUCCCAUGGAACGUCUUCUCCACCGAGCACACGUCGGCUUGGGCCACCCGACUUCGGAUAGAUUCGUGAGAAUCCUUCGGUACGCGAAGGCCAAACCCGAAGUCAUCGAAGCUGCCAAACACCUCCGGUGCAGUGUGUGUCAACGACACUCACAAGUGAAACCUGCUCGGAGAAGUGCACCGCCAAAGGAACUGGCAUUCAAUGAGUGCGUUGGAGUGGAUGUCAUCUUCUUACCGACGCUUGGCAGCAGAUCACGCCCCGCACUGAAUGUCAUCGACUGGUCGCGCAAAUUUCAACUCAUGAUCCCCAUGGACAACAAGAAACCAGGCAUCACGGAGCGCCAUGGCAAGACCUUCAAGUACCCCCUCCAGAAGACCAUGGACACCUAUAGCUGUGCCGACAUGAAGGAAUGGGAAGAAAUGGUCGACAUCACCAUGAUGACCAAAAAUCGAAUGAUGAACGUUGGAGGUUUCAGUCCCAGCCAGCGGGUGUUAGGCUUCAACCCCUUUCUGCCCGGAGGACUCCUCAAUGGAGACGACGGCCAUCGAGGACAACAACCCGAAAUCAAGGUCGGCGAUCUCAGUAUCGAACGGUCAAUGAAACUUCGAAAGGCUGCAGCACACGCCUUUAUAGAAGCAGACGCCAGCAACUCCCUUCGAAGAGCAGUCGCCUCAGGGCCACGACCUGUCCUCGAGUACGACAUCGGCGAGAUUGUCUACUUCUUCCGGAUGGGAGCCGACAAGAAACUGAAGUUCAAACCGUGUUAUUGGCAUGGACCGGCAAGAAUCAUUAUGAUCGACCAGCCCAGUACUAUCUGGCUAUCGUACCAGUCCCAACUUGUCAAGGCCAGUCCUGAACGAAUCAGGAGAGCUUCAAUGGAAGAAAACAUGGCCAUGUCAGGAUGGCUGGAAGACCUCGUGAAGCUGAAGAAGGACAUCACCACGGAGCCGAUUCGAGGUUUCCUGGACCUGUCCGACCAACCGCUCCCAGAGAUCCUUGACGAUGAGAACAACCAUGAAGAGUACACCCCGACCGAACCGGAUGAAGACCACAAGAUGAACUGGUCUAUGAUGACAGAGAACCACUUCCUGCAGUACCUGACGACCAACAACCGGGAGAACAUCAACAAGAUGAAGCCGCUCUCCGACCUCCAGAACCUGAACAUGAACGAGAAAAGAGGGCACAUGAUGAAGAAGAAUUGGAUGAGCGGCUAUGUCCUCAUGUUCUACGACAAGCGCAUGGAGAGCGAAAGCCGACCACAUAUGGUCUCAGAAUCGGCCAAGUCCAUUGGCACAGGUACCUCCUGUUAG
Molecule: messenger RNA, 2976 nt
Organism: Durusdinium trenchii
Lineage: Eukaryota; Dinophyceae; Suessiales; Symbiodiniaceae
Source: the annotation of a GenBank genome assembly